Molecule: messenger RNA, 5599 nt
Organism: Zalophus californianus (California sea lion)
Lineage: Eukaryota; Metazoa; Chordata; Mammalia; Carnivora; Otariidae
Gene: RPP25
Product: ribonuclease P and MRP subunit p25
Exons: 2
Coding region: 243-842 (199 amino acids)
Biological process (GO): tRNA 5'-leader removal
Cellular component (GO): ribonuclease MRP complex
Molecular function (GO): RNA binding
Source: RefSeq, a predicted model, not a curated record
CCCAGGCGGGGCCUCCGCUAAAGGCGCGGAGCACCCGGCGCCGAGAGCGCUGCGUAGAGCAGCGCCCACUGGAGUGAAGUCGGAGCGGAGGAUCGCGCCGUCCCAGCCCGCCAGCGUCCACGCCGCUCCCGCACCCUUACCCCUGCCCGCCCUUGCCAGGCGCGACCGGCGGCCAUGCAGCCCCAGGGCUAAGGCGGCCCCAUGCGAAGCCCGCGUCCCCGCGGGCCGGGCAACGACGGCGCAUGGAGAACUUCCGUAAGGUGCGCUCGGAGGAGGCGCCGGUGGGGGGUGGGGCCGAGGGGGGCGGCCCGGGCUCCAGUCCCUUCGCGGACCUUGCGCCGGGCGCCGUGCACAUGCGAGUCAAAGAGGGCAGCAAGAUCCGGAACCUGCUGGCUUUCGCUACCGCCAGCAUGGCGCAGCCAGCCACGCGCGCCAUCGUCUUCAGCGGCUGCGGUCGGGCCACCACCAAAACCGUCACGUGCGCGGAGAUCCUCAAGCGCCGCCUGGCGGGCCUGCAUCAGGUCACGCGGCUGCGCUACCGGAGCGUGCGCGAAGUGUGGCAGAGCCUACCGCCUGGGCCCACACCGGGUCAGAAGCCUGGCGAGCCGGCCGCCAGUCUCAGUGUACUUAAGAACGUGCCCAGCCUCGCCAUCCUACUUUCCAAGGAUGCACUGGAUCCGUGCCAACCCGGUUACCAGCCCCCGAACUCCCAUCCUGGACCCUCGUCCCAGCCAACUGCACCGACAUCCAAGAGGAGCCUAGGGGAACCCGCGACUGGAGAAGGCUCUGCGAAGCGGUUACAGCCUGGGCCAAGCGCUGCGGAAGAGGAGCGGAUGGCCUGAGAGCUCGUGGGUCUGGGCCACGUAGACGCUCUGGAUCUCACCCCCGGCGCCUCGACCUUGAGACACAUCUCCAGCCUUUCACGCCUCGGUGCUCUGGACAUAGCUCCUCAGAUGGUCAGCAUGGACCCCAACGCAACAAGAGAGUGACCCCAGGGAAGCUUCAUUCCACCACUUGUGUUGCCUGAAGACGCAGAACUCCACCUUCAGCUUUUCUGAGCCAUACUGGAACCUUCUUCAGGGAGGGAGUGGUUGGCAGUAGGACUCUUGAGCCUUGCUCAGGACCCCCAAGGGUUAAAGGCAUCCAGUGUUCAUGAGGGGAGCACCUCCCCCCCAGUGUGUAACCAGAGGAGAGCUCCUGGAAUCACCUCCACUAUUGGCGGCUGAGGGCAAGGGGUGAGAAACAGACUGCUUGAAGGCAAGGGAGUCUGAGUUGGGGAGGGGGCUGUUCUAUUCUGCCUCUCACCCCGGGAGACCACUUCCUUUCUAGUUUUCCUUAUCGUGCUGUUAAGGAGCAUCCUGAGAUCAUGGUGCAGGGACAGUCCCUUCCGCACUGGCCCAGAAGGAGAGACCCAGAACGCUCUUUGCCUUCUCCCCUGAGUCUCAGAGCUGGAGUCCUGCUUCCAGUAAAACACACAAAAAUGGCUCUGGCCCCAGGUUUCUUCCUUAGCACUUAACCUAUGUGGAAACUGCUUUGGCCUGCCCCCUUGUGUCUCAGUCCCCUCCAGCCUGGAGUCCUUGGCCUUUGGAAUCUUCAGGGUCAGGCACAGAGACCGGACAGCUUCCAACUGGAACCAGAGGCACAUUGCCCAGUCCCUGGCUUCUCCCUCUCCCAGCCUUCCCUGUCUGGCUCUGGCCUCAGGGGCUUGUGGCCAGAGGGGGCCUUUGUCCCCUGGUGCAUUACCACUGAGGGAAAGGGAGGAGCACAUUGCUUUUCUGGGAGGGAAGGAAGGCAUGCACCAAUGAACUCUCCUGGGGGUCACUGCCAAGGGAGGCACACCCCACUGGGCUCCCUAAACCUGCAGCCUCCUGCCAAUUGACAGCCGUAUCCAGAAAGCUGGCACAAAACCCCUCACCAUCCAUAGGAUCUCCCCUUCACUGCUCUCUCUCUCUCAGAAAGGACAGCACACCCUUGGGAGAGGGGGAGGAGAGAGAUUGAGCACAAAUCCACUGCUGGAAAUUACUAUUCAGCAGAGAAGCUGGAACUUGGGCUGUGAAUCACUGCAGGCUCUCUGAUAAGCUGCAGCCUCCGGCCCUGCACAGCUGUCUGUUGAGAGAUAACAGCCUCAUAAGCCUCUUUGUCCAAGUCAGCUGGGGCUGGGGGUGGGGGAGGAGUGCUGUGUGCUAGAAGGACUCUAGCGGGUAAGGGUGGGGGGGAGCCAGGGGGGCACCUAGCCCCAGGAUCUCACCCUACCACGUGCAACUCAACAGCACCUCUGAAAGGAGAUGGGAAAGAAUGUAAGUCACUUUGCUAGCAGAACCCUGAAAUAAAUCCUUCCAGCGACAAGAGAACCCCAGGAUCAUGACCUGAGCCGAAGGCAGACGCUUAAUGACUGUGCCACCCAGGCGCCAGAAAAACGCACUAUCCUGACAGCUAAGGUGCCCUGGAUUGGUCCUGGGCUUGUGCAUCUGAAGCAAAUGAUAAAACUCGGAAGAGGUCCUGCAUGGUAGAUGCUUACAGAAGACAUCUUGGUUCUGGAAAAGGGCCAACUUUCCAGAACCAGGAUCUGAAGUCCUGAUUGCCCUGUCAGCAGGACCAUGCAAGCAGCAGCUUGUCAGGGGAGGCUGCAGAGGCUUUCUUUUCUUGAUGGUAGGGAACAGAUUAAGUCCCUUUCCUGCCUAGAAAUUGAUCCUGCAGUAUGGGGAGGAGAAGGGCUUGUUUCCCCACCUUCAGAGCAUUAACCUGCCCUGAUGGGCUGAGCUUCCACCUCCCAUGCCAGAAGGCAGGUUAUGAAACACUUUCCUUUCUGCACCCCCACUUCACCCCAACAGGUUGAGUGCCCAGGUUUUUGAUAGGUGCUCAUGGUGCCAGUGGAAUCCAGCACCCAUGAGCACCCUACCCUUGCCUUACUGAUCCUCUGGCCCUACUGACCCAGGAGCAGGCUCCAAAGGAAGGUGACCAAUAUCCCUAUCCACCCCCACCCCCAAGACUGAGGUGGGAACCUGAGAUGUGUUGGAAUAAGUGAGGUGGGGGGGUGGCUACAGGAGCACCUCAGAGAUGGCUCACUGACUACGGGCAGAAUGGGAGGGAGCAGAAGCUGCUCUGUGAGACCCCAUCAUUCCAAUAGUGACCUCUAUCCAAGAGCUUUCUGGGCCCUGUCUUGGGGCACUUGCAGGCUAGGGGUGGCAGUGAAGGCUCACACUCACAAAAUUGUCAGGUCACACGAUCAAAAUCCAUUUGGGAAUAUAAAUGUAUAUAUAAUCCAAGGCCGGAGCUCGUGGUCAGAUGGGCAGUGGAUCUCUAGCAGGGCCGUUGUUGUUGUGCCAGAUCCUAGUCUAGGCACACGGUGGGGCGGGGUGGUGGGGGGUGGGAGAUCACAGUAGAAUCGGACAUUGUUCCUGCUCAAGGAUGUCCCAGUUAGUGGCAAGAAAGUAAAGAAAGUUACAACACAAUGCAAUGAUAGUGGGAGAAGGUGAGAGCUCUGAGAAGGGGCACUUAAUGCACCCAGAGGUGCUGAUGGAGGUGGUUCCCCGAGGAUCAGAAGCCAGCAGAACAGGACUGGACAGGCAGUUCCCGGCAGAGCGCAGAGAGGUGUUGCUGUGCCUGGUGUUGCAGCAGCCAUAAGCAUCUGAAGGAUACCUGGCGAGAGGCAGGUGGGGCUGGAGUACCCUGUUGGAGCCAGGUCCUGGAAGCCUCCCUGAAGUAAGUGGGAGGCCGGUGGGAGCCAGGGAGUGCCCCAGUCUGAUUGGCAUCUGUAAGUGUGUAAGUGGGUGGUGGAUUGGAAGGGGCCUGAGUGGAUCCCCGAGGAUACAAGGAGGUAAGAGAUGGUGUUACAGGAUUUCUUUUUCUUCAGUGCGGUGGUUCUUGGUCACGCCACUUUGAAGAAUGAAGAGGUAGAUCAGGCAGAGUGGUGGGCAGAAAAGCAGCUUUAUUGAGAGACAGUACAAAGCUCCCAAAGAGGGACAGGACCCAAGAGAGUUGCCACUGGAGUUUCUAAGUCUAGGGGGUUUUAUGGGCUUGUUAGCGGGGGCUGUUUUCAUCUGAUGAACCUUCCCUGCGCCUGUCAUCCAAUCAGGUUUUUGUCAUCUACCUAUCACAUGGGAAAGGGUGGAGGGCUCCUUCCAGGGUGGUGUAAGAUCCUUUCAAGGAUGGUUUCCUCUUGGGGGGCAGGGGGCUUGUCCCUGCCUACCUGCCUUCCAACUAUCCUUCAUCAAUGGGACCAUGGAACUGUGGUAGUAGGGAGGGAGAUGGAGACAGAUUUGAGAGCCACCCAGGCUAGGUAGGAUUUCACUGCCAUUACAGCCAGAUCAGAGUGGGGCUUCUCCUUGCGGCAUUAACCCUACCUGGCCAGGGCUUGGCUUGCUUUCUUGGCAUCCCAGGGGACAUGCUAUGUAAGGGCCAAACAAUAAAGCCUUGGGAGGGGAGGAGGUCCACAGUUUCAAAUUGGUAAAAGCUUUAGAAGCUGUUGUCCAUUGGCUAUGAAUCUGCCAGGCAUGUUCACUGCACAGUAGGGAAAAAACCUGAGUAAGAUACUCUCCCACCCUUAUCCCUUAACAGGAACCUCCUCACCCCGCCAUCUCCCAGCCUCUACCCCAUUAAUCCUGCACUUUGGGCUGUUGCUAUGCCCACACUGCUAGGGAUGCUCUAGUCCCCUCUAUUUCACUGAGAUGUUGCAACACCUCCAGGUCUCCCAAGAGAAGGAUAAUUGAUAAAAGCAAGGGAGGGAGGGAAAGGGAAAGGAGGAAGGGAGGGAAGGAGAAAAUAUAGCCACGGGAGGGUCUCCUUGGUGACACCAGGUUUCUUCCUGGAGCACAGAUCUUAGUUUGUAAUUGUGCCCUCAUUAGUGUGGUCCUCUGGUUGUCAGUCACCCCAAUAACGAGAAGCUGUGAUUGAAUGGAUCCUGCCUGCCUUGCUCCCCACCCAGCUCUUGGCACAUAGGAAGCCCACAGAGCUGUUGACUGAAUGAAUAAAGUCUGGUUGAGCCAGAUUUAUGAACUAUUCUGAUGCCACAUCAAAGUCCUUAACUGUGAAGGAUGGUGGCCAAAUCUUCCCCUGUGUCCACCAAGCUUCUCUUCCCAUCUAGGCCUUAGGUUCUACCUGCUUUUAGAAAGGAAGCACCACCAUAGUGAUUGGAUUUGUAUGUCCAGCAUGAGGAUUCGGGUUUUGUGUCACACCUGCUGAUUAUCAUAGAUAUUGUGGGUUGAAGUGUGUCCCCCCAAAAGGUAUGUUGAAGCCCUAACUCUGGUACCUGUGAAUGUGACCUUAUUUUGAAACAGGAUCUUUGCAGAUGUAAUUAAUAUGUAAGAAGAGGUCAUACUGAAGUAGGGUAGGUCCUUAACCUAGUAUGACUGGUGUCCUUAAAAAAGAGAAGACAAGACACACAGAAGAACAACACAGGAGGAUGGAGACAGAGAUUGGAGUUACGGGCUGCGAACCAAGGAAUGCCAAGGAUUGCCAGCAAACAAUAGAAGCUAAGAAAAAUGCAUGGAACAGAUUCUUCCCUAGAUCCUUCAGAGAGAACAUGGUCCUGCUGGUAUCUUGAUUUUCGAUUUCAAACUUCCAGACCUGUGAGAAAAUAAAUUUCUGUUGUUUUAAGUCA